UCUUCUCCAUCGGCAAUACAUGGAUCAUUCCAAGACCACAUUCUGUUUUCUUAUCACUCUUUCACAGGUUUCCAUUGCCUCCGAUCGUAUUUUACCUUCGACAUUUUGUAAUUUUCCGGCGAUCUAUAACUUCGGUGCCUCUAAUUCCGAUACCGGUGGCCUCGCCGCCGCCUUCAUUCAGUUUAAGCCACCUAAUGGAAAUACCUUUUUUGGCAUGCCGGCCGGAAGAAUGUGUGAUGGGCGACUCAUCGUCGAUUUCACAGCUGAGAGUUUGAAGCUUCCAUUCCUAAGCUCCUACUUGAAUUCACUGGCGAUCAAUUUCAAACAUGGAGCGAAUUUCGCGACGGCGGGUUCUACCAUAACAUUUCCGACGAUGAACAUUCUCCCCGAAGGUCGGACCAGUCCAUUCUAUCUAGGGUUACAGUGUUUACAAUUUGCCCAAUUCAAAAUCAGAUCCCAAAUUAUUAGGAAGCAAGGAGGAGUACAUGCAAGUCUAAUGCCAUUGGAGGAAGAUUUUGCAAACGCAUUAUACACUUUUGACAUUGGCCAAAAUGAUCUCCUCAACGGCCUUUUACUUAACAUGACCGUACCACAAGUUAUCGCCACCAUCCCCGACAUGGUUUACCAGUUCUCAAAAACCAUCAGGGAUCUAUACAAUUUAGGAGCGAGGUCGUUUUGGGUUUACAACACAAGGCCAAUCGGUUGCUUUCCGUCAAUUCUAACCAUUUAUCCAGCAGCUGAAAGAGACUCCGCCGGUUGUGCAAAGCAAUACAAUGAAUUAGCUCAACGUUUCAAUGCCGAGUUGAAGAAGGCACUGGCUCAGCUAGGUGUUGAGUUACGUUCGGCUACAGUUGUUUAUGUCGACAUUUACUCCGGUCUAUACAGCUUGUACACUGACCCGAUAAAAAAUGGAUUCGAAAGUCCUCUUGUUGCUUGUUGUGGACAUGGAGGAAAGCAUAAUUAUAACGUAGGCGUUGAAUGUGGACAAACCAUCAGUGUAAAUGGCAUGGACAUUAGGGCGGGAUCAUGCAAAGACCCAUCAGUUCGAAUCAGUUGGGAUGGAGUUCAUUUCACUGAGGCUGCUAAUAAGUUUGCUUUCGACCUUGUUUCCACCGGAUCUUUCAACAAUCCGCCUAUUCCUUUGAAACUGGCAUGCCACCGGAGAUGA
Molecule: messenger RNA, 1168 nt
Organism: Hibiscus syriacus
Lineage: Eukaryota; Viridiplantae; Streptophyta; Magnoliopsida; Malvales; Malvaceae
Product: esterase-like
Exons: 4
Coding region: 20-1168 (382 amino acids)
Molecular function (GO): hydrolase activity, acting on ester bonds
Source: RefSeq, a predicted model, not a curated record